Molecule: messenger RNA, 1552 nt
Organism: Drosophila ficusphila
Lineage: Eukaryota; Metazoa; Arthropoda; Insecta; Diptera; Drosophilidae
Exons: 5
Coding region: 90-1451 (453 amino acids)
Molecular function (GO): nucleic acid binding
Source: RefSeq, a predicted model, not a curated record
CAUAUCGCCAAUCGGGUAUUCGCAGUGAAUGGUUAAAUAAUCAAAAAAGCGUGCCCCAUUUUUAAGACCACCGAAAAAAACAGCUUAAAAUGUCUGAUAAUCCCAAAAAACAGAGACUAGAGAGUGGCGAAGAGGAGGCAAAGCCAAAGCAGAAGAAGGCCAAGGCAAAGAAGCAAGCGGAUGCUGGCUAUGGGUCUGGAGAGUUCUCUUUGGACUGGGACGUAGAUAGCUACCGCACGGAGUACGAAAGCGAGGAGCACUGGGAUCUACGCCGCAGCUUCAUGCUUGCCCACAAGGAUCGCUUCGAGGAGGAUCGCCUCGUGUGCCUGGCACAGACGUUUGUUAAUAUGGAGUUCAUGGGUUGCAAAUAUCCCAGCGCGACGAUGCUUUUAGUGGCGGAAAUGUCCAAGGAGAUUGCCGAGGAUUUUCGGCGAAAACGCGAUCAGCGUCUAAAGCGAACCUUUGUGUCGGCCUCGGAUGCCGCGGAGCAACGCGCCAAAGGGCGACGCGUUGUAGCCGCUCCAGCGGCGGACUCCCCAAAGGAUAGCUCGAACAGAUUCACACGAGAACGCCUGUGCUUCGGCGGCGGCGAGCCAAUCGAUCUCUUUCAGGGCCUUCGCUUCGGGCAGCUCAUAUUAUAUUUGGCCGGAGGACGCAGCUGCCUGCGAAACUCCUGCACCGUUGCCAACGUAAAGUACGAGGAGCGCGUUAGCCAAGAUCAGCCAGCCAGUGACACGACAAAAUACGCAGAAGUAUUGAUAAAUGACUCAGUGAUUGCAUCUGGCCAGGGCGAGAACCUUAAGACAGCGAAGCAGGCGGCAUUUAAGCAGGCGCUACUUUUUCUUCAGACACAUUGCUACAGCAUAAAGCUUAAUGCUACACGUGAGACUAUCAAAGUGGAGAAGAGCAAGAAUGGCGUCAACAUCAAUGUCACCAAGAAGUCGGCCGACAGCCUUGGCGAUCCCAAGUUGGAUGCCACCAACAAAGGUUAUCGAAUGAUGAGACUGAUGGGUUGGGCGGGCGGUGGUCUAGGACGCUUGAAGCAGGGACGUGAGGAGCCAGUAGGUUACCUGCUCAAGAGCAAUCGCAAUGGCCUGGGCCUGAUAAAUCCGCAGGGCAAUUUGUCUGACUACCGCAAGCUUAUAGAAAACUAUGUAAAGUCGGAUGACAUGCGUGAUAUGCAGUUUGAGCCCACGUUUUCUAAAGAGGAGCGCGCCUCUUUUCACCAAAUGGCAAGUCGAUUUGGAUUGCGAUCCACCAGCUAUGGAACUGGUGAAACCCGUCGCCUGUUGAUCACCAAAAAGGUCAGCUAUAGCACAAUUCUUUCAGAGGUUCUGUGCCAGCGCAAUCCUAAGUUUUACGAGCGUUACUUUGUGCAGGUGCCAAUGCAAAAAGCCCAUCUGUUUCCCGGUCAUGUGGCGGAAUUGGAGUUGGAAAAUAUAUGUGAAUAAGCAGGGAGGUCAACUCAAAAAGCUCAGUUAUUAGUACUCGUAUAUAAAGAUCUUCUAAGUUGUUAGUUGUAAGACAAAGGAUAUAAAAAACAAGAUAAGAA